GACCGAACAACAGCUCUCGCACCAAUCCUUGCGAAUCAUUUCGAUCGCGAUGGACAAGCUUUCUCAACGAACCAGCAGUGGGCAACAAACGAAAUCGACGAGAACUCGAAGAGAUACGCUGCCUGUGCCAGCUGGCGAGAAAACCGCUAUCGAGGAGCUCGGAAGUUACGAAUCAUUCGGCGACCUCACUAGAAAUCGACAGAAGAGAUACUCGUAUCACGCCGUGGGUGCCUUGGCUCUAUUGGCUCUUGCGUCAUCUCCUUAUUUAUGGGGGGGACCAUGGGGCUUCGGAGGGCCUUGGGCCUACCGUUACCCCGGAUAUCCCGGCUACUAUCCUGGCUACGUCCCCGUUGCUGGAGCCCCAGCUGCAGCUGCCGCCAAAAAAUAAUCCAAUGUUGGAAUGGAAGUUUCAAUCACAUCACUUUAGAUAUACUCGGAAGGAUUAUGUUCAAUAAAACCAAAGCCGACAGUU
Messenger RNA from Galendromus occidentalis (western predatory mite), 472 nucleotides. RefSeq lists its product as uncharacterized. NCBI's taxonomy places the organism in Eukaryota, Metazoa, Arthropoda, Arachnida, Mesostigmata, Phytoseiidae. The transcript has 3 exons. Bases 50 to 388 code for a protein of 112 amino acids. The record is from RefSeq and is a predicted model, not a curated record.